CUAAAAAUUAAAUUACAACAAGACAUGUAAUGGAUUAAUAGUGUACGAUAAUUAAAAAGAGUGUCAUUUUUUAUAAAUUACGAAAAAGUUACUUAUAUCUGAACUAAGAAAUGUCAUAAAUAUCACAAAACGGAAGCAGAAGAAAUAAAAUUGAAAGAGAGAAUGAGAAAGAGUAAUAUUUCAAACGUGAAGAUAGAGAAAUGAACAUUUUUUUGCUCAUUGGCAGUUGGAAGAUAAUGGUGUUAAAUCAUGUAUCUGCUCUGCAUGCAUACAACUUUCCCCUGAAGCAAAUAAGAAGAGAAACCUUUGUUUGAGUUAAUGAAUUAAAAACUAUUUGAAAGUGGUCUGUAGAACAGUAUAAAUCAGAGAGAUGACAACCGAAGUUACAUAGUCACAACCUUUCGAAAACUUAAAAGAAUUAUUCGAUAACGUGGGUAAUUUGAAACCAUGGCCCGAAAUUGAAUAACUAGGAGAUUCAACUGAUUAUGUGUACAGUGGUUUAGAAAUAAGCGCAGAAAGAACGCAGUUAGAAAAAUUGGAUAGAGAAGUACAUCCGAAAACGUUGCUUUGUCAUGAUAUGAAAGGUGGCUGCCUAGAAGACAGAUUUAUAUACGGAUCAGAAUCUUAUGAUUCUUACCUAUUUUAUCACUGGAGUGUUAUUGACACGUUUGCGUAUUUUAGUCAUCAUUUCAUAACUGUGCCACCUUUUGGAUGGAUUAAUGUAGCACAUAAUCAUGGUGUAAAAGUUCUUGGUACUGUAAUUACAGAAAGAGAAGGUAUCUGGGAUGUAAUACUUGAAUCUCAGGAAGAAGUAAGAAGAUUUGCAGAUGCACUAAUACUUGUUGCAAAAUUUUAUAAGUUUGAUGGCUGGUUAUUAAAUAUUGAAAAUACCAUUAAAAGCGAGCAAGUUCAUAAUUUAAUUUAUUUUGUAAAAUAUCUAACAGAAAAUAUUCAUGAAGCAAUUAGAAACUCUGAAAUUAUAUGGUACCGUAGCGUAUCCAAUGAAGGAAAAUUAAAUUGGCAAAAUAAGCUUAAUAGUAAAAACAUAGAUUUCUUUUUAAACUGCGAUGGCAUUUACUUGAAUUAUAACUGGACGAAAUCAAAAUUGGAAAACAGUUUGGCACUUGCAAAAAAUCACAGCAGAGAUAUUCAUGAUAUUUAUGUAGGACUUGAUAUUUGGGGAAGAUGUAGUCCUGGCGGUGGUGGAUUUAAUUCAACAUAUGUAAUUACAAUAUUACGUGCAGAUAAGGGGAAAUGGAGCUUUCAGUUGUCACGAUAAACCUAGCAAACAAAACGCGGCUCUUCAUGUAUUCUGUUUAUUCUAUUUACAUCGCAGGCUCUUAAGUUUCUUAUUACAACGUCUUUGCCGCGGAAUGAGACGCGCUUUUCGAAAAACUAUAUCCGUGCGAUACAAUUUUUUCAUCCGCGGUGGUGAUUAUAACGCGAGACACGUUCCCUGGAGCAGCGCGUUAAAUAAUAACAGAGACGAGAACCUGUGACACUGAUUUAACGAGUGACAGGUGGAUCUGGUCCUCCAGUUCAGUCACACUGAUUUAGAUGGCAUUUGAUUUAUUCAGACGCAGUCGUUCUUGGAUUUGGUACUCGAAGAAAAGCUGGAUAUUUUCCUGCAUCGAACUGUCAGAAUUUGAUAUCUUUGUCCACGGGGAUAAGACCACUGAGACAACAAUAACAAAAUAGAGAUCGUCCUCCAGACCAUAAAUAAUAAUAAUCUUUAAAAUUGCUACAAGACAAACACCGAAUCUUCCGCACCUUAAAUCGGCUGAAAAAGCGCUUCGGCACUCUAUGUUACUCUAUCCCAUCGGUCAUCGAACACGGCAAAGGAUAUAGAGCCAUAAAAAUGCUUAUCAGUAAGGCCUCUGAUAGAUCCCGAGUUCUCUGCACUCAGAGAAUUAAAGAUUCCAAAACCACGUUUCCGCAAGUAAGACGAAUGCUAUACCUCUUGACCGGCGCCCUCAAAUUUUCUUCGGACGAUUCUCACCGUCUUCCAUAGUUGAAUAACCUCCUCGUGUGACAGAACAGAAGAUACAUUGUUACUGGUACCAAUUUGACAAAUAAGUCCACUUCGUGACGUCUCCGGUACCGCCGGCUUCCCAGAACUUACUAGUAACGCGAUGACAUGCCAAGAAUAAACGUCUACGCAACACGUGCUUCUGUUAUUCACGAUCUUGUGUCGUUUCUUCCUUUCAAGUUAUAAACUGUUCUUUGUACAGGUCUUUAAUUAAUAUUUAAUUUAUUAAUGCUAUUUCAUCACUUCAAACUUGUUAAACUUUUAUCACUCGUUCCAACAGCACUUGUUAUUUGUAUGUAGCGAAGCAUUCUUUAUCCGGUCUCCUUUCUACCGCGCGAAAAGUUUCGUGAAUCCCACAAGACUAUUGAGGACAAAUUUUGGAAGUGUGCGCCGAAAUGUGUAUGAUGAUCUUCUCAGAUUCCCAAAUUUCAUAAUCUUGAAAAUGCAGAUUUUCGUUGAGCCGCUGGAACAGGGUCUGUACCUUCACCUGAGGAAACAGGGCUAGUAACCGCUCCGGCUCCGAUGUCUCAGAGAAUUAUUUCACAUCGGUAGAUUCGUUAAUUUAAGUUGCUGAAUGAGAUAGGUUAUCAGGCUUCGAUAUCUUCAACGCAGUACCAAUAUAGCUAUAGCUCCCGCAAAGAUGCACAUUCUUCUUCUCCUUGAUGCUCAAUGAUCUCUUGUACCAGCAUACUUUUCUAAGAUAUGGAAGAUGGGGAAAGUAGUUCCCUUGCUGGGGAAGGAUAAGAACAAACCAAAUCCAGUCAGGUACAGAUCAAUGAGUUUGCUGUUUGCAGAGUAUCCAUUAGUAAGGUCUUUGAGAGUGUGAUACAGAGACUCAUACCGUUUCAUUGUAAAGAGGCUGCCAUUCCUCCCGAUCUGCAAUUUGGCUUCCGGGUCAAAUACAGUAAGGUCCACGCCAUAAUAAAAUUCGUGACAGGCGUCUGCUGGUAGCAAAACUCUACUCAUAGUCCUGGAAAGGGAUUUUGACAUGUUUCGAUCGAGCGGUUUGCUAUAAAAGCUGAUACGAUACGGUUUCUUUAAACAUGUAGUUCAGGUGAUUUGGUCCACAAUCUUCGAAAUGUGUCUCAUUGGAUGUCAAGCUCGAAUAUCGUCUUCGGAGUGAAUAACGGUCUGCAACAGGGAACGUUCAACACCUCCAUCCUGUUCAAUUUGUAUUUUAGUCGUGCUUCGAGCCUCUUCCAUCUGAAUAGCGACUUUAACCUAUGCGCGUUAGUAUUUGCUAAUGGCCUCCUCAUUUACGCGACGGGAAUGUAUUCAUCCAAAAUUAAUUCCAAGCUACAGGAAAUUUUCGAUCGAAUUAUGGUUUGCUGUGGUAACUGAAAGUUCCGUACAUUCUCGCUGAUUUCUUAUCACCGGCAAUAGCCUAGGGGCUCCGUUCCGCAUAAGAAAAUGGUCAAAUAUCCCGGUAUAUAUUUGUAUUGCAAAUUACAGAUUACACAGCACGUUAAGACGCAAAUGUAAAAUAAAUCAGAAAAGACUAUUAUAGCAAAUAAAGGUUCGGUCCUCUCAAAGCA
Molecule: messenger RNA, 3564 nt
Organism: Bombus pascuorum
Lineage: Eukaryota; Metazoa; Arthropoda; Insecta; Hymenoptera; Apidae
Product: cytosolic endo-beta-N-acetylglucosaminidase-like
Exons: 4
Coding region: 578-1279 (233 amino acids)
Biological process (GO): protein deglycosylation
Cellular component (GO): cytoplasm
Molecular function (GO): mannosyl-glycoprotein endo-beta-N-acetylglucosaminidase activity
Source: RefSeq, a predicted model, not a curated record